This is a messenger RNA of Nematocida ausubeli, 720 nucleotides long. RefSeq lists its product as uncharacterized. The transcript has a single exon. Gene Ontology annotation, molecular function: mRNA binding; metal ion binding. The coding region runs from base 1 to 720 and encodes 239 amino acids. Lineage: Eukaryota; Fungi; Microsporidia. The record is from RefSeq and is a predicted model, not a curated record.
AUGGAGAAGAAGGAGCUCGUGAAUAUCCAGGUCAACCCAUGUGAUUAUGAAGAGAUGCAAAGUGCAAGCCUAAAGGAAAGAAGACGUCCCAAAAAGAUUAUCUCCAAGAAAAAAAUCUCACUCUAUAAAACCGAGAUUUGCAAAAGCUUUGAGAAUAGCAACUUCUGCACGUACGGAGACAAGUGCCAGUUUGCGCACUCUCUAAACGAGCUAAGAGACAUAGAAAGGCACCCCAGAUACAAGACAGAGCUGUGCAAGACAUACACCACAACAGGAGAGUGCACGUAUGGAAAGAGGUGCUGCUUCAUUCACACAGGUCCAAGUGAAGAUGCCCACACAGACUUGCAGGAUGCCCGCAACAUGCCAGGAGACUGGAAAAUACCAGGAAUGCACUGCCCAGAGAUAAACAUGUGCGAAAUAGCAGAGGAUGAAGAGCUUAAAAACAUAAGAUCACUGCUUAGCACAGAGGAGCUUGAGAAGAUAAAAACACUUGCUGUCUUUAAAGUUAAGCCUUCUCAAACACAAAGCACUCGGCAUGCAAGCACACACCUGAAUAUCCCUCCUUCCAUAUAUGUUGGGCCAAGACACAGCACAUCAAAUGUCUGGGUUAAGCCGUACUUCUGUUUUGUAUUUGUAGACUCAACAUUCAAAGUAACAGAAAAGAUAGCCCUAGGCAAGUCCCCAGGCUCUGUCUCCUUGUUAAAGGACUAUGGCAAAUAA